Molecule: messenger RNA, 1090 nt
Organism: Panonychus citri (citrus red mite)
Lineage: Eukaryota; Metazoa; Arthropoda; Arachnida; Trombidiformes; Tetranychidae
Exons: 3
Coding region: 223-720 (165 amino acids)
Source: RefSeq, a predicted model, not a curated record
UAUCAAUAAGUAUUCCAAGUUGAAAAUCGAUACAACAGUAUUGCAGAAAUACCACUUUUUCCUUCAUUUCAUUUUCUUUUCUGUUUCAGUUCAAUUGUUUUCUCUGUUCCUCUCCAUCAAGAUACCUUUACAAUUUACUGAAGUUAUUAGUAAUUAAGAAUUGAUCGAACAAAAUCUUCAAAACUUUCACAAAUUUGAUCAAAAAUACUCCGAGUUAUCACCAUGAUGUCCUUUAUGAACCUAGAAGCUUCCAGCUUUCUCUUCAUUGUCUUGGUUGCCUCUUCCUUGAUCAAUACAUCAUCUCAACAAAGCAUCUUUGGUAUUAAUGUUCCACAAACUGUUGAAUGUUUCAAAAAGAUCACCUCAGCUUUGGGCACUUGUGAACAAGUACUUCAAGAUCGACUUGACUUGGUUGAUAAAGCCAGUGAACAAACAGGGGAUAAAGUGGACAAAACAAUGUUCUCUUGUUGUUAUUUUGCUGAAUUCUCUCAUUGUUUGGAUUCUAAAACGGAAGGAAAAUGUGGUAAAGACAUCAGUAGUGCGAUUGCCUCUGGAGCCAGUUCAGUUGCCAAAGUUCUCAAUUCAAAAUGUGAAGAAUAUGAAUACUAUAGUGCGAAAUGUCUGUUUGUUGUCUACCUUAACUACAUCGUAGUUAUCGCCAUCAUCUUGGCUGUGAUUUCCGUCGCUAGUUGCGUCAUUGGUUGCCUUCGUCGUCGUUAAACUCCAACAUCAUCAAGAACAACUCAACUACCAUCAUUAUGAACAAACAACAAAUUUUUGAAAACCUUCACGAUCAUCUAUUGUCAUCUCCCACCUCUAUCAAAAAAUGAAGUUUUUAUCCCCUGUCAUUUUUUUUCAUCAGCACUUCCCAUCUAAUCUACCUCCUGAUUAGUUUCAAUAACAAAAUCCUCAUUACUUUAAUGAUGCAACUUUUUGCUAAUUAAUUUUCAGCUUGAAAAUUUUUGAUGUUUGCUGAAAAGCUCAUUGAAUCUCUUCCUGUUAAUUUCUGUAAUGAUGUGAAUCCUCUAACUUUUUCUAAUCCCUUAUGUUCAUUAUUGAUUUAUCAUUAUAAUUUCUUUUUGCUCUGUAA